GAAGGAUGGUUUAUUGGUGACUUUGGAAUGAGUGAGACUCUAGAAAAAGAUCAAACUGAUCAAAAAAUAUAUGGGAAUCUUCCUUACGUUGCGCCAGAAGUUUUACGUAAAGAAAAUUAUACAGCAGCAUCCGACAUAUAUAGCAUGGGAAUAAUUAUGUGGCAACUUGUAACUCAACAAAAGCCUUAUGGCGCUAAUUAUAAUGAAAUUGGUCUUGAACUGGCAAUUGUCAAUGGAUAUCGUCCACACGAAAUAUUUGGAAUUCCAGAUGAUUAUAAAUAUGUGAUGGAAAAAUGUUGGGCUGAAGAUCCUUCACAACGACCAGAUUUAUUUGAUCAAGAAAUCAGUUUUUCUAUUUCUUCAGAAUGCUCGUCAAAUAAUGAAAAUGGUUACAAAGCUAAUGAAAUUGAGCUUACAAAUACAAACAAUGAUG
Messenger RNA from Dentiscutata heterogama, 433 nucleotides. Lineage: Eukaryota; Fungi; Glomeromycota; Glomeromycetes; Diversisporales; Gigasporaceae. The record is from the annotation of a GenBank genome assembly.